CGGAGAGAUAUAACAGUUGCGCCUCCAAGAACAGUUAGAUUUUGUUGCGCUCUUCUUCAUUCUCUUCAAUCCAGCAAUUACGGUUUUGCAGAAAUAGAGAGAGAGAGAGAGAGAGAGAGAGAGAGAGAGAGAGAGCCUUCGAAACCCUAGCUAUGGAGAAAGAGAAAUCGAGCAAGCGCUCCCGAGACGAACGCGACCGACGAGACCGAGACCGCGACAGGGAUCAUCACAAGCAUCGAAGCAGCCGCGACGCUUCCGAUGACCACCACCGCCAACACCGCUCUCGAUCGGACCGCGAUUCGAAGGCAGAGCGCUCCCACGACCACAGAUCUCGCCGUGACAGGUCGCCGGAGCCGCGGGACGACCGGGAAGCGUCGCGCGACCACCGCGAGCGGUCGUACGAGAGGGAAGGGAGUAGAGAGAGGUCCAGGCAUCGCGAAGUGAAGCGGGAGAGGUCGGAGGAGGGAGAGGAUGUGGUGGAGAGGAGGCAUAAGAGGAAAGAGAGGGAGAGGAGUGAGGGUAGAGAUGGCGGUGUGGAUGAGUCUGAAGAUUCUAAGAGAGCUAGGGGUUUGGAUGAGAGGAAAGAGAGGAAGCGAUUUGAUGACCGCCGAGUAAAGGAAGAAGAGGAUGCUGGAGAAUUGGAAAGGAGCACUGAAGGGAAUGUGAUUCACACUGAGGUUAAGGUUAAGAAAGAAGAAUUGGAGGAUGAUGAGGGCUUCACUACCACCCAAAAUGGGGGUGCUCCGGUGGGUAAUGGUGCCAGUCUGGAUUCUACUAUGGAAUCAAGGGUUGUGCCUGAGACCUCUUUCCCCCCUAGUCAUCCCCAUCCUACCAAGGUAUAUUCGAUUUCUACCACAAAUGAAAAUAAGGGAGUUAGUAUUACCAGAUCUCAUGAGGUUCAUGGAAAAUCUAGUACAGAUGGGACAUCUUCAACUGCUGGAAGAAGUGGAAAUCUGCCUCCUGGUGAGUUAGAUAAAAUUAAGAAUCUUCUGGCGAAACGUAAGGAAUUGGCUGACAAGCUGAACAAAACGAAGUUAGACAAAGCAGCCAAAGCUAUUUCAGAUGCUAGCGCAAACUUGGGAUUGAAGGAUGGGAUGCAACCUCCAUCUGCAAGUACAGGAAUGUUGCAUCCCCCUGUGCCAUCAACAAUUAGUGGUACAAGUGGGAUGACUGGUCUGACUGGUGAAAAAUAUGAAGCUGUAAAACUUGCACAGGAGCGGGCUGCCAGGAUGGGCUUUCGCCAUGACCCAGAAUUUGCUCCUGUUAUAAACUUGUUCCCAGGACAGGUGGCAACAGAUGUUGUUCCCCCUCAGAAGCCUACCAAGGCCCCUGUUCUUCGACUUGAUGCCCUUGGAAGGGAAAUAGAUGAACAUGGAAAUGUAGUCAAUGUGACUAAACCAAACAACCUCAGCACUUUAAAGGUCAACAUUAACAAACAGAAGAAAGACGCAUUCCAAAUUCUUAAACCUGAAGUCGAUAUGGAUCCUGAAUCAAAUCCUUUUUUUGACCCGAAGAUGGGCAUUAAUAUGACGAAGAUUAUGAGGCCAAAGAGGAUGAACUUCCAGUUUGUAGAGGAAGGGAAGUGGUCAAAAGAUGCUGAACAUAUGAAGUUGAAGAGUAAAUUUGGGGAAUUACAAGCAAAAGAGCAUAGGGCGAAGCAGGCCCAGUUGGCAAAGGCAAAGGCAGCACCUGAUACAAAUCCAAAUUUGAUAGAGGUAGCAGAAAGAGUCAUCACCAAAGAAAAACCGAAGGAUCCAAUUCCUGAAGUUGAGUGGUGGGAUGUGUCCUUUUUACAAUCUGGUACUUAUGGCGAGCUUGUUGAUGGUAGAAUACCUGAAGACAGAUUAAAGUUGGACAAAAUCACCAUCUAUGUUGAACAUCCUCAGCCCAUUGAGCCCCCUGUGGAGCCAGCUCCUCCACCACCUCAACCAUUAAAGUUGACCAAGAAAGAGCAGAAAAAACUACGCACACAGCGUCGUCUUGCUAGAGAGAAAGAUAAGCAGGAGAUGAUUAGACAGGGUCUGAUUGAACCUCCCAAGUCAAAAGUUAAAAUGAGUAAUUUGAUGAAAGUUCUUGGAUCUGAAGCAACCCAAGAUCCAACCAGACUGGAAAAGGAGAUCCGGAGUGCAGCUGCUGAACGUGAACAAGCUCAUAUAGACAGGAAUAUUGCCCGCAAGCUCACUCCUGCGGAGCGCCGGGAGAAGAAAGAGAGGAAGCUUUUUGAUGAUCCAAAUAAUGUGGAUACCAUAGUCUCAGUUUAUAAAAUCAAUGAUCUAUCUCAUCCAAAGGCCCGCUUUAAGAUUGAUGUUAAUGCCAGAGAGAAUCGGCUGACUGGAUGUGCUGUGAUCUCAGAUGGUAUGAAUGUUGUGGCUGUUGAAGGUGGAAGCAAAUCUAUCAAAAGGUAUGCAAAGGUCAUGCUUCGGCGCAUAAACUGGGCUGAGGCUGUGAAAGAGGAGGAAGAAGAUGAAGAAGAAAAUGAUGAUAAGCCUCCUAACAAGUGUGUCUUGGUGUGGCAAGGAAGUGUUGCCAGGCCUAGUUUCAAUAGAUUUUUGGUUCAUGAAUGCAUGACUGAAGCUGCUGGUCGAAAGUUCUUUGCUGAUGCUGGCGUUGCUCAUUACUGGGAUCUUGCAGUCAACUUUGCAGAUGAUGACUAGUAAUUGGAUGGAGAGGCUGCGCACUCAUGGAAGUACUUUGGUCAAUAAAGUAGUUGUUUGCAACUGUACUGGGAUCAUUUAUGAUAUUUGCAUAAUGCCUAUUUUCACUGAACCAUUCUAUCCAUGUUGUAUCGUGUCAUAUUAAAUUUGCCUAAAUGAGUAAUCUUUGCACUGUUGGAUGCUUUAAUUACUCAUGUAGAGUUUUUUCAUUCAGGGAAUUAUAUUAUGCUUGUUACUCUGGCAUGUC
Molecule: messenger RNA, 2901 nt
Organism: Rosa rugosa (rugosa rose)
Lineage: Eukaryota; Viridiplantae; Streptophyta; Magnoliopsida; Rosales; Rosaceae
Product: protein RDM16
Exons: 6
Coding region: 153-2654 (833 amino acids)
Biological process (GO): mRNA splicing, via spliceosome
Cellular component (GO): U4/U6 x U5 tri-snRNP complex
Source: RefSeq, a predicted model, not a curated record